AUGGCCGUCCUCACAGUCGGCAACCUUGUGUUGCUAUCCGUCGCCUAUGUCGCGUGGAAGGUUCUCUACCAGAUCGUCUACUACCGCUUCUAUCACCCAUUAGCCAAGUUUCCUGGCCCGUUCUGGGGCUCUGUCACUCGACUAUGGAUCACCUAUCAUAACGUCAAGGAGGACGAGUGCCAGGUCAACCGGGAACUCCACCGCAAAUAUGGCCCUGUUAUCCGCAUUACGCCGACUAUGCUUCUUGUCAGUGACGCUACUAAGCUGCCUGAAGUAUACUCCCGAAAUGCGAAUAAAUCUAAGCAUUAUAUCACUGGUAGUUUCGGUAAAACUGAGUCGCUCUUCAAUAUGCAGGAUGCGCGCACACACGCGCGCUUCCGCAAGAUUGCCGCGGCGCCUUACUCAUUCAGUAAUAUCCGUAAGAUGGAGCCCCUCUUUGACGUGAACAUUGAGCGCUGGAUCGCCCAGCUGGACGAGCGCUUCGCCAGCCGCAAUGCCCCUUUGGAUUUCGCUCCCUGGGCCGUCUACAUGGCCUACGACAUCAUCUCCGAGGUCGGCUUCGGCCAGCCCUUCGGCUUCAUUGAGCAGGGCAAGGACGUCGAAGGCCUGAUUCAAGGUUUCCACGACGGCUUGGUGCCCUUCGGUAUCAUGGCCCGCCUGUACCCCUUCACCAACUGGGUCAAGAGCACGUGGUUCGGCGAGAAGUACCUGGUCGCAUCUCCCGAGCAAAACUCAGGCAUCGGCACCCUCAUGCGCUUCCGCGACAGGCUUAUCUCUCAGCGAUACAAGGAUAUUGAAAAUGGAACAACUGACGGCCGCAUUGACCUGCUGCAAACAUUCAUCGAGGCCCGUGACGAAAAGGGCGAGCCACUGGACCUCGACUACAUCAAGGCAGAGAUCCUCCUAGUACUGCUCGCCGGCGCCGAUACUACCGGUACCGCCUUCCAGGCCAUCAUGCUUUAUAUCAUGUCGAACCCGGAGGUCUAUGCUAAGAUGAUGGCUGAGUUGAAUGCCGCUGACCGUGCCGGCCACUUGUCGACAGUGCCUUCGUACGAGGAGGUACAGCAAUACUGCCCGUACUAUGUCGCGUGCGUCCGUGAGGCGAUGCGCCUCAACCCGUCAGCGCCUAACAUCUUCCCUCGCCUCGCUCCUCAGGGCGGCAUCGAACUAAACGGCAAAUUCGUUCCUGAGGGUACUGAACUCACGUGUAACCCCUGGCUGGUACACCGCGACGAGGCUAUUUAUGGGCCCGAUGCGGACGAGUUCCGCCCGGAGCGUUGGCUUGAGAGCGAGGAGCGUACCAAGGAGUUGCUCAAGUAUAACAUGGCUUUUGGCUACGGUGCUCGCGAGUGCCUGGGCCGCUACAUCGCUUGGAUGGAGUUGUACAAGGGACCGUUGCAGUUCUUCCGCAAGUUUAAGCCCGAGAUGGGCAAUAAGGAGCAACCCGCGCGCUACCUCGUCAAGGGUGGCGUGAGCUACUUUGAGGACAUGUGGAUGACGAUUGAACGUCGGCCACAGCAACCGCGUGUGUGA
This is a messenger RNA of Colletotrichum truncatum, 1533 nucleotides long. RefSeq names its product flavonoid 3',5'-hydroxylase. Gene Ontology annotation, molecular function: iron ion binding; monooxygenase activity; heme binding. Lineage: Eukaryota; Fungi; Ascomycota; Sordariomycetes; Glomerellales; Glomerellaceae. The record is from RefSeq and is a predicted model, not a curated record.